AUGACAACAGAACAACUUGAACAUGGCGUCGGUCGAAUUUCGCUUUCCGAUGACGCGCCGACUGUUGACCUCAACAUGUUUGUGGUAGAAAACAAGGGCCUGAUCAUUCACAACCAUUCUGCGAUGGGACGGGUCUUGGUUGCAGAUCGAGAUUUUGACAAAGACGAAAUCGGAAGCACCAUCUUGAUCGAAAAGCCAUGCCUGGUGUGUCAGCAAAACGAUGAAAUGGGUUUCCUGGAGCAGUUCUUGGAGGCACCAGUGGAGUCCCAAGUCGGCAUCUUGGACAUGUUCCAUCAACCGUUGGAUUCGCCUAUGGGGCAGAGCCUAAUCAAGCCAGCCAAACUUCUCUUCAUGUUGGGGGUCUUGGAGGAUUUCCUAGUGAUUCAUCAGCUGCUGAGCAUAUGGAAAACGAAUGGCAUGCAAUGGAAAGAUAACCAAUCUGCACUUGCAUUGUUUGCCAGCAAGUUCUCGCACUCGUGCAAUCCAAAUCUGGGAUUCUCCACAAGCAAUGGGGUCAUUGAAUUCAUCCUUUUGCGUCCCAUUGCAAAAGGUGAAAUUGCUUCGUUCUCAUAUCUGACGGACCUACUCGAGACUCCCACCUUUGAGAGGCGACAAUUACUGCUGGACACAAAGAGUUUCGUUUGCCAAUGCGACCGAUGUAUGGGCCCCGAUUACUCUCGAUGCAUGCAAUGCCCAACAUGUCCCAAUGAGAAGAUACCGUGUUAUUAUCCCUAUGUCGACGAGAAACCCUUUGAACCGAUGUUUGCUUGUUCCAAGUGCGGAUUAGUUGAUACUGCAGCAAUGGAAAGAACCGAAAAAUUGAUUGGUGAAAAAUUGGAUGCGAUCGACAAAGAUAUGCAGUCCAUCACCUUUCACACUCGCUCAUCAGUCACACCAAAAGCUCUGCACGAACUAGUAGAGGAAUGUCAAUCCACACUUUCUCCAGUGCAUCACAUGACAAUGAGAGCAAUGAGAUUGCUAUUUUCUCUUUCGACGACUCUUGCAUACGACUACAUGAAGAAGAUUCUUCUCCGCAAACGAAACGUCAGUGAGAAUAUGGUGUAUGGCAUGCUUCAAACAAGUGUUUAUGCAGGCUUUGAAUUGGCGCUUGCGGGAGAAUGUUGUGCUGCAAAUAGCCCAGGGGGAUAUAGGGGCGACACGCCAAACACCUUUCUCCUGAGUCAUGACGCCAACUUUGAUCGAGCACUUCCCGUCCUACACGCAUUGGAGAACUUGCUACAGCUUCCACUGGCCUGGUGGCCACCGCACUCCAUUGAAAUUGCGAAACGCUAUCUACCUUACAUCAAAGUAAAGUAUGCUGCGACAACCAAGAACCAAGAGAACUCUGUGGACAAAAUGGAAUUGAAUCUCAAUCAGUUGUCCAAAUGCAUAUCUUGUCAGCAGUGUGGUACCUUUUGGGAUGGGUCCAAAAAGGCUGUUGAACAUGACUGGAAUGACAAAAGAACUAAGUAG
Cylindrotheca closterium is the source of this 1473-nucleotide messenger RNA. Lineage: Eukaryota; Bacillariophyta; Bacillariophyceae; Bacillariales; Bacillariaceae. The record is from the annotation of a GenBank genome assembly.